GGGGCGGAGGACGGCGCCGCCUCCCCCCCGCGUCGUCGCCAUGCACAAGCACCUCGCGCGCGGGAGCGAGGCGAUCACCUUAUAUCGCAGGUUCAUCGAGCUCGCGCGGAUGUUCCCGGAUCCGUGCGGGAGGCACUACCUGUUCAACCGCGUCGCGCACGUGUUCCGACGCCACCGCGGGGAGACGUCCCCGGACGCGGUAGGCAAACACCUCAGCGCGGGCAGGCAGUACGUCCGGAAACUUCGCAGGGCGCUGACGAACAAGGAGGACUACGAGUACGUGUUGAGGCACUCCUACGGCGUCACCGGGCGGUUCAAGCAUUUGCUGCACCGCGCGGAGAUCGAGGCGAGAUCGCCCCCGAAGACGUCGCGGCUGCCGACGACGCUGCCGCCGCUCCCGGGCCCCGCGAAGGAACGGUUCACGCUCGCGGAGUUGAACAGGAUACUCGCCGAGGAGGAGGACGGCGUCGCGCCGAGCCCAGAGAUUGCGAACUCGGUGAAGACGCAGCUCGCGGUGUUGAGGGCGUUGGUGCCGCGCGCGUGGGCGCGACGGGCGAAGUUUCAACCGGAGGGCGGGAACGCCGGCGGCGGCAUCUCGGGGUGGUUCGAACGCGCGACCGGAGGCGACGCGGGCCCCGGGAGCGAAAGGGACGCGAGCGGCGGCGGCGAGAGCUCGAGCAGCGCGGGCGGCGUCGUGCUCAGCUCGGCGACCGCGCCGAGGCCGUGGGAGAUCGAAGGCGAAGACGACGUCGAGAUCGGCGGCGCCGCGGAGGGCGGAGAGGAGGGAGGAAGAAGAGGUCGGUCGCCCGUCGCGUACUUCGACGGCGAUUCCGUCUCGGACUGGGAGGUGAACCAUCUCGCGCUGAUCACGACGACGUUCACGCCGGAUAUCAAGAGAAGAGUCGACGAAGGCGUCGGGAUGAUCCGGAGUUGGAAGAGGUUUUACAAGCUCACUUUGAGCGGCGGCGGCGGCGUGAAGAAGAGGAUAAAGCCCGCGAAGAAACCUCCCGCCGGGGAGGAGGAGCGCACGCCUCGAACGGUGACGUUCGCGCCGAAGAAGAAGCUCAGGAUAUCCGGGAUACCCGCUUCUUGGAGCGACGCCGCGAACGACGACGACGACGCGGAGGACGCUUCGUCGAAGAGAGUCGUUUUGACCUUCGGCGACGCCGUCGUCGACGAGAUCGAGACGGGCGUUUGACUC
Molecule: messenger RNA, 1201 nt
Organism: Micromonas pusilla CCMP1545
Lineage: Eukaryota; Viridiplantae; Chlorophyta; Mamiellophyceae; Mamiellales; Mamiellaceae
Exons: 1
Coding region: 41-1198 (385 amino acids)
Source: RefSeq, a predicted model, not a curated record